AAUUUAAGGAACGAAAGAAAUUCAAUUCUUAUCAUUUUGGAUAUUGCUAUCAUAUUGCUGCAACUAUGUCACUGUUCCAUUGAUAUUCAAAUGUACUUUGGUCAUUAGACAGUUGGACAAGAUGCACUCUGUGGUAUCUCGGGAGCAGGCGCCCUCCAUGGCAACUGAGGACAUGUUUACUUCCGAAAAGAAUUCCUCCUCCACUGCAGGUGGAAAAGCUAUUGCAAUUCCGGGGGAGAUUCGCGGUUUAUAUGAAGCUUGGAAACUGGGCGGUCGUUUACCAUGGAAACAGCUAAUUCAGCCAACAAUAAAGCUUUGUAGAGAUGGUUUCCGUGUAAGCAAAGCAUUGAGGGAAGCCAUGGUUUUCGAAAAAGAUUUUGCGGAUGAAUUCCCUGGAUUUAAACAACUGAUCACGAAUCCAUCCACGGGUGCAUUGUAUAUAGAAGGCGAAAUUAUGAAACUUCCAAAAUUGGCUCGAAUAUUCGAGCUUAUCGCAGACAAAGGACCACACUCGUUUUAUAAUGGAACAUUAGCAGACGACAUAGUAGCAGACAUACAGGAGGCGGGCGGUAUAAUCACGAAAGACGAUUUGGCCAACUAUACGUCACUGGUUGAAGACGCGUUACAUUUUCAUCUACAUGACAACAAUACCGUAUACUCGCCACCUCUUCCAUCAAGUGGAGCCGUGUACCUGUUCAUAUUGAACAUCCUCAAAGAUUACAACUUUACUGCGGAUAGCGUAUCAAACGUUGCCAAGGCGACCACCACAUGGCACCGUGUGACAGAAGCAAUGAAGCAUGCUUAUUCAUUGCGAACAAACCUUGGUGACAGCACCGUUGGCUCGGAUGCAUUCAGGACGUAUGUUACAAAGCUUGUGCAGAACAUGACUGAUCCUUCAUUUGGCUUCACCCACAAGCAACAGAUCGAUGAUUCGCGAACGUUCGGUUCGGACUACUACAAACCAAUAUUUCACAGCGCCUGGGAGGAUCACGGCACCGCCCACCUGUCCGUCAUUGGGCCAAACGGAGACGCAGUGUCCAUAACAAGCACAACCAACCUGCGCUUUGGUUCCAAAGUGAUCGGCAGUCGAACGGGAAUCAUAUUCAACAACGAAAUGGACGAUUUCUCUACUCCGGGGACAGUGAACUAUUUCGGGGUACCGGCUUCUAAGGCGAAUUUUAUAGCUCCUUGGAAGCGUCCCAUGUCGUCCAUGUGUCCAAGCAUUGUAGUUGAUGGAGACGGUAAUGUGAGACUGGUCAUCGGAGCUGCAGGUGGUACAAGAAUUACAACUACAACAGCUUUGGUGACGAUUGAGACACUACAGUUUAAAUGGGGAAUGAAAGAAUCUAUAGACUAUCCGAGGAUUCAUCACCAGUUGUUUCCCGAUUAUAUUCGAAUCCAAGAAGGAUUUCCACAGAUCGUGCUAGAUGGUCUGAGAGCUCUCGGCCACAACGUGUCUGUUGUUGCGAGCGCGAGUAGCACAUGUCAGGGAGUCUUGCGUCAGGGAGACUACAUCAUGGCGAAUUCCGACUACAGGAAAUAUGGCGAACCCGAUGGAUAUUAGCUAUUAUAGCAUAAACAGAUUGGUGUUUACCUCGUGUUAAAUACCAGGACAAAUAAAAUGUUCAUUUUCUUAAUUUUGCUUGCAACUUUAUAAUAAUGAAUCUCGUAUUAUGAUUAAUACGUGUUAAAAUUAAUAUUGCAUUGUUAAUUCACGCGUUUCUUAAAACACAAGUAUAGGUAUUAAAAUCGAAUAAUUGUUUGAUGUGUGACGAGCCUUUAUAUAUCUCAACAAGAAGCGUCUUAGGUUUUACCUGCAAAAUCUUGAUAUGAACUUAAGACAACAAUACAACAAUAGUCGUUCUAAUGCUACGUAUAAAAUGUAAGUAUUCAAACGCAAAGAUACGCGUAGGAAGACAGAAACGAAAUACUCUUCUUUACUGUACAGGCUAGAAUGAAAAUCCAUCUCACACGUUUUCAUGUAUGUCGUUGUUAUAUCUGACUAUUGGCACACCCUCCUUUUAACAUAUUAUUUAGCAUCAAAUCUGAACAUGAGUUUAUGUUAAAUGUUGAAAUAAAAUUCUGAUGUAGAUAUAUAGUAAAUAUAUUAUACAUUCUGAUUGUAGAAAUUACAACGGUUGUUGUUUUCAUUUACUAAUAUUCUCAUUAUAAAAGAGAAAUAUUUCAUUAAUUA
Messenger RNA from Dreissena polymorpha, 2194 nucleotides. Its product is annotated as glutathione hydrolase 1 proenzyme-like. Lineage: Eukaryota; Metazoa; Mollusca; Bivalvia; Myida; Dreissenidae. The record is from RefSeq and is a predicted model, not a curated record. Gene Ontology annotation, cellular component: plasma membrane. Gene Ontology annotation, biological process: glutathione catabolic process. The coding region runs from base 122 to 1564 and encodes 480 amino acids. The transcript has 9 exons. Gene Ontology annotation, molecular function: glutathione gamma-glutamate hydrolase.